Molecule: messenger RNA, 1873 nt
Organism: Aspergillus homomorphus CBS 101889
Lineage: Eukaryota; Fungi; Ascomycota; Eurotiomycetes; Eurotiales; Aspergillaceae
Exons: 1
Coding region: 338-1552 (404 amino acids)
Source: RefSeq, a predicted model, not a curated record
CGAUCGGUCUUCCACAUCCACCCUCUUAUCCACGUUCCACAUUCCAUCCAUCUGUCUACGACAUUAUACAUCUCAAGUGGAUCGCGUGAUUGAGAUCGAGCCUACCAAGAACCUGACAGUGUGGGUAAGCAAUCCCGCAUUCCAGUCAGUCUCAAUUAAUUCAACUAUCUAUCAAUCAACCAACCUAUCGAUCUCUUCACCAAUCUACAUAUUCUUUCACACGUUCAUCAUUCGUCCAUCAAUCGAUCUAUAGGACCUCGAUUCUAACCAAGACGUAGAGUGUUUGUCGAGAGCAUCCCGCUCUUGACAGCCACAGCCAUCACCACAGCCGCCAACAAUGCCUCCAGUCCAGACUGCCGGCGACUUCCCCGGCAUCUCCAUCCUCGAAACCCUCAGCACAACAACCGAUUCCCCUGACCGUGCUCUAUCAACCAACCUGCACCCCCGAACCGGAAACCACAAUGCUCUCCACCUCUUACACGCUCGCGACACGCAGUAUGUUCCCGGCACCGGUACCGUCGAGGCCCACAACAUCAACAUGAAAGGCCUGAUGGCGCUCUUCGCCAUCAUCGGCGCCGCCUUCGUGCUCGCGACGAUCUGGUUCUUCUUCUGGGCGAAGAAUGGCGGCUUCGUCUGGCGCAAGGGCGACUGGGAGGAGUACAAAUCGACCGUGCUCCGGCGCAAGGGCCCAGACGGCCGUACCCUGAGUAAUGCGACCAAGAGCACGAAGCUCGGGGGCGGCAGCAUCGUGCACAAGGGCUACAGCGACGACGGCUACACCUACACGGAAACGGCGACGACCAUCACCGAGAAGACCGGCGCUCCCGGUGGGGAGGAGCGCAAGCGCCGGCGCAAGCUCAGGGAGAAGUUCCGGCGCCGGCGCAAGGACGACGAGAUGACCACCAACUGGGAGAAUGAGGUCGACGAGGAUGUGGCCGCGUAUCGGAAGGAGAAGCCCGCACGCAUCGGCGGCAUGAACCGCGAAGGCGACGGGACGACCUACUACGAUGGCAGUGACUACGAUCUAUCGAACCCGCCCAGUUACUGGCAGGAGCAGCAGAGCUCGGUCAGUCAGGUGCGGGACUAUGCGUACGACCCGGUGGUCGAGCGGCGCCAGAGCAAGCGACGCGAUUUUUCGUUUGUGGCGGGCAGCGAGGAGCUCUUGAGCCAGGCAGACGAGCACCACCACCGCGCCGUCCGGGAGCCGUCGGCCAGGAGGCAUAACCGGAGACGGGAGCGUCGGAGAACCGCCCCCGCCGACGGCAGCACCAGCAGCCCGUCCCGCUCGUCUAGGCAGAGUAGCCCGCGCAAGCGCGACAGACCCUCCGUGACGGGCCACUACACCGAACCCUUGGAUUUCACCUCUUCGGCACCUUCCCGCUCCGAGUAUCAGUAUUCGAACGUCGACACCGAGGACUCAGGCACCAAGAGCUACCACCACCCCAUCCCGGGAUUGAGCAAGGGCUACCGUCGUGAAGGCGGCCGGGGUCGUCGCCGCGAUAGUCUGAGCGAUAGUGACGGAGAGGAGACUCGUUACUCGAGACGACGUUAAUGCGGCCGGAAGGCUUUAGUCGACACACUCAUUCCUCCUCACUCAAGUUAUGAUAUGUGGUUGUAUGCGAGUCUGUAAAUAAUGGGUUUGGCUUCUGUUUUUGUGUUUUCUUCUUUGGCCUUGUUUUCUUCGCUUCAACUGGAAAUGAUAACACGGGAUCAUGAUUGAAUGGGAUGGGAGCUAUGGACGAGAUUUGCAGGAUCAACGCACACGAACGCACAUGUUGCUGCAUUCCGCGCGUGCCAGGAGUCCGUUCGGGAUAUUAACGUGGAUUUGGACAUGGACAUGGAACUGCGGGAUCAGAUUUAGUAUCACUCAUAC